UUGAUGUGAUGUCACAUCAUUGCAUUGUGUUAUAAAGCAUCAGUGCAGACUGCAGAGCUCACUGAGUUGUACAUCAAGCAUUUCGGCUCUUUUCUUAAAUAUUAUCAGAGAGAAUGAACUAUCAAGCAAAUAUGUCAGGAUUUGCCUCUGCAGUACCAUCAGAAGGUACAACACAGCAGCCUUCUAUUGUUGUCAUUCAACAACCACAGAAGUCUAGCACUCUGACUGAGCCUUCUCCUGAUUACCUUGGGCUUUCAAUUUGUGCCAUAUUUUGUUGCUGGAUAAUUGCAAUAUUUGCAAUAAUGAAGUCAAUGGAGACACGUACCUACAAUCAAAGUGGUGAUUAUGAUAAAGCUCUACAAGCCUCAUCUCAAGCAAAAAGUUAUAGUAUAGUAGCAAUAAUAUUGGGAUUGAUACUCAACGCUCCUCCUAUAAUACUAAUUAUUGUAUUAAAUAUAGUAGCAAGAGCAAAUUAACUGCAGAGACAGUAUGAUGUUCAGAUCAACAUCAUGUGCAUGUGUGUGAGAGAGAACUUGAUUUUUAGUUACUGUACACUGUGAUAAUGUUUCUUAAAUAAUUUUUGGUUGUGUUAAAACUCAGCCAGAUCAGCUAA
Amphimedon queenslandica is the source of this 613-nucleotide messenger RNA. RefSeq names its product tumor suppressor candidate 5 homolog. The record is from RefSeq and is a predicted model, not a curated record. Lineage: Eukaryota; Metazoa; Porifera; Demospongiae; Haplosclerida; Niphatidae. The coding region runs from base 114 to 476 and encodes 120 amino acids. The transcript is spliced from 4 exons. Gene Ontology annotation, cellular component: membrane.